Messenger RNA from Dictyostelium discoideum AX4, 1293 nucleotides. RefSeq lists its product as hypothetical. The annotation marks the transcript as partial. The record is from RefSeq and is a predicted model, not a curated record. NCBI's taxonomy places the organism in Eukaryota, Evosea, Eumycetozoa, Dictyosteliales, Dictyosteliaceae. The transcript has 3 exons.
AUGGCAACAAACAAAUUUGUAUUUUUAUUUUUAUUUUUUAUAAUUGUUAUUGUUACUGUGACAAGUUCAAAUAAUAUAAUAAAAGUUAUUGAUAGCAGUGAUAGUAAUAGUGAUAGUGAUAGCGAUAGUAAUAGUGGUAGUAGUAAUAGUAAAUAUAAUUUUAUAUCAUCUACAAUUACAAGUUUAGAAUUAUCAAAAGUUUGUCCAAAUGAAGAUUCAAUAGAUUAUUAUCGUAUUGGUGAAUGCAUUGAUGGAUAUAUGUACAAUUGUGACAUUGAAAACCAAAAUGUAUUGGUCAGUAGUUUUGGCGAUUUCGAAUGUUCAAUUCUAAAUACAACUACCACUUUUCCAAUUGGUUGUUCAUCAAAUUCAAAUUUAACCUCCUAUUAUAAUUGUGUUGAAGAGAUAACUCCAACACCAUUAUCUUAUAUUAUCACUACUUUUGGUGCUCGUCAAUGUGAUAAAACUCAAAUAAUUCACCAAAGAUUUGUAAAAUUAGAUAAUUGUGGAUCAUCUAUGUAUCCAAUAAUAUAUGGAUCAUGUAAUUCAACUUAUUAUUCUUACACCUAUUAUAAUACAACAACUUGUGAAACACCUAUUUAUGAAAUGGCAGAUGUUUUAAAUGUUUGUGUAGAAUCUGACAUAUUCAAUCAAUCAUAUUUAUCUCAAUAUCAUAGGUUCGAUUCUAGUUUAAUAAAUCCAAAAAUUGAAAAAGGUUCUUUUAAAGUGACCAAAGCAAUCAAAACUUCAAGUAUCCACAAAUCUCCAGGUUUAGACGGUAUCAAUGCACUAUUCUACAAGUACCACAUCAACUCAAUAGCAAGAAUAUUGACUAUAGCUUUCAACGACCUCCUCACAAAUAAGAAAGAAAUCCCCACAAAAUUCAAAGAAGGAGUAAUAACAACAAUAUUCAAAAAAGGAGAUGAACUAAACAUUUCAAAUAGAAGACCAAUCACCCUUCUCAAUACAGAUUACAAAAUUUUAAGCAAAAUUCUCAACAGUAGAUUAUUAGAUAUCACCAGUAAAAUUAUCAACAAAUUUCAAAACGGCUUUGUUCCAAACAGGUUCAUCCAAGACAAUAUUCAGAUCAUGAAGGAAGUAAUAGAAAUAAGUAACAAAAGAAAGAACAAUACACUCAUUACCUUUUACGAUUUUAACAAAGCAUUCGAUUCAAUCAGCCACAAGAGUAUCACAAGAACAUUAGAGCAUAUUGGUAUCCCCCCAAAAUUCACAGCGAUCCUACUAAACCUACUCAAAGAUACUAAAAACAAAAUAAAGAUCAACGACUUUUUA